This is a messenger RNA of Sparassis crispa, 1425 nucleotides long. Its product is annotated as Aspartyl aminopeptidase. The record is from RefSeq and is a predicted model, not a curated record. Gene Ontology annotation, biological process: proteolysis. Gene Ontology annotation, molecular function: zinc ion binding; aminopeptidase activity. Gene Ontology annotation, cellular component: fungal-type vacuole. The transcript is spliced from 8 exons. NCBI's taxonomy places the organism in Eukaryota, Fungi, Basidiomycota, Agaricomycetes, Polyporales, Sparassidaceae. Bases 1 to 1425 code for a protein of 474 amino acids.
AUGAAGAUGUACCAGCCCAGUCCUGAAGCCGCCUUAAAGUUGCUCAAUUUCGUCAACUCGUCCCCAACUCCUUUCCAUGCGGUGCACUCGGCAUCGCUUCGGCUGGAGAAGGCUGGUUUUCGGAAGAUCAGAGAGAAGGAUGACUGGGAAAAGGAGUUGAAGGCUGGGGGAAAGUACUAUUUCACGCGCAAUCAGAGUGCUCUUUUAGCCUUUACAAUUCCGCAGAGAUGGACCUCGGGCUCCGGGGUGUCAAUUGUUGCUACCCAUGUGGAUAGUCCGAAUCUGAGAGUACGGCCCGUAUCAAAGAAAUCCGAGGCAAGCUACCUCCAGGUUGGGGUGGAGCUGUAUGGCGGGGGCAUCUGGCAUUCCUGGCUAGAUCGCGAUUUAUCGCUAGCGGGCAGGAUUGUUCUGAAAGACAAAAGCGGGGGUUUCACAUCGAAGCUCAUCAAGAUCGAGAGGCCUCUACUGAGAAUACCGACUCUCGCCAUCCAUUUGGACAGGACUGCGAAUGACAAGUUCGUCUUCAACCACGAGACGGAAUUCGUCCCAAUUAUCGGCCAGAUUGAAUCGCAACUUAAUUCCGCGCAGGAGAGCUCGGAGAGUCCGAAGAUGCAGAAUAAGACACGGAAGUCUGCCACAGACAUCCAGGAUGACCAUGACCCAACUCUUCUGGCGGUGUUAGCGGAAGAACUUUCCGUCGCUCCUGAAGAGAUCCACGACUUUGAGUUGCAUCUGUACGACACUCAACCGGCGACUUUCGGAGGUCUCCGGAAUGAAUUCAUAUUCAGCCCUCGGUUGGACAACCAGCUGUGCUCAUUUGCAGCCGUGGAAGCCAUUGCGAGCUAUGCGGGCGCGGAGUCGUUCUCAUCACUUGAAGACAACGUGAACUGCAUUGCCCUUUUCAACCACGAAGAAAUAGGCUCUGUUUCGACCUCAGGCGCCGAAUCAUCCUUGGUCCCGUCGCUGUUACAGCGACUAUCUCCUACAUCUGCGGCCUACGCUCAGUCAGUCGCACGCUCCUUCCUCAUCAGUGCAGACAUGAGCCACGCUAUUCACCCAAACUACACGAGCAAGCACGAAGAAAACCAUUGUCCGAAGAUGAAUGGUGGAGUUGUGAUUAAGACGAAUGCGCAACAGAGAUAUGCAAGCGAUGCGAUUGGCAGCUUCAUCGUCAAGAAAUUGAUAGAGAGAAAGAGCGGGAAUGUGCAGAACUACGAAGUUCGUAACGAUAUGGCAUGUGGUUCCACCGUUGGCCCUAUGCUCUCGAAGAUCGGUGUGCGGACAGUUGAUGUUGGCUGCGCGAUGCUGUCCAUGCACUCCAUCAGAGAAAUAGCAGGCUCUCACGACGUCCAGGCAGCCAUUGAUUUAUUUACUUCUUUUUUCGAAGGUUUCGCAGCAGUGGAUCGCCAAUUACACGUGGACUGA